This is a messenger RNA of Ipomoea nil (Japanese morning glory), 603 nucleotides long. Its product is annotated as 18.2 kDa class I heat shock protein-like. The transcript has a single exon. Lineage: Eukaryota; Viridiplantae; Streptophyta; Magnoliopsida; Solanales; Convolvulaceae. Bases 105 to 593 code for a protein of 162 amino acids. Gene Ontology annotation, biological process: protein complex oligomerization; response to hydrogen peroxide; response to heat. The record is from RefSeq and is a predicted model, not a curated record.
CAACAGAAACCUUAAAGCAAUCACUAAAACACUCUUUCUUAAAUCUUAACCAAAAUCUUCCUGCAACAUCGUCUAUUGUUUCCUGUUUUUUUCCCAGGAUUAUAAUGUCGCUGAUUCCAAGCUUCUUCGGUGGCCAACGAAGCAACGUCUUCGACCCAUUCUCCCUCGAAAUCUGGGACCCCUUCUAUGACUUCCCAUUCUCUAACGCCGCCGUCUCUGCACCGCUGCGCUCGGAGGUUUCCGGCGAGACAGCGCGGUUCGCCAGCGCGAGGAUCGACUGGAAGGAGACCCCGGAGGCGCAUGUUUUCACGGCGGACCUUCCCGGGCUGAAGAAAGAAGAGGUGAAGGUGGAGGUGGAGGAAGGGAGACUGCUGCAGAUCAGCGGAGAGAGAAGUAGGGAGCAGGAGGAGAAGACGGACACGUGGCACCGGAUGGAGAGGAGCUCCGGGAAGUUUCUCCGGCGGUUCAGGCUGCCGGAGAAUGUGAAGAUGGAUGGGAUAAAGGCUAGCAUGGAGAAUGGGGUGUUGAGUGUGACGGUGCCCAAGGAGGAGCCCAAGAAGGCUGAAGUUAAGGCUAUCGACAUUUCUGCUUAAUUAAUGUUUG